AAGCCCUAAAAUAAAAAAAAAUUCUCCUGAAUUUCUUUUCAGGGAGAAAGAGAAGAAACAUGGCCAGGCGAGAGAGCAGAGAUUCUGACCCUAAACGAGAACGUUCUAGAUUCGAUCGCGAAUCCAGCCCUAAGAGGUCUAGAAGAGAUGGGAAACCUGAAGCAGAACGUGUUCUGAGUAAGAAGGAUUUGGAUGUUACUGAGACAGAUAAGAAACCACGUCAGUCUCUGAGAGAUGCUACGCCACUUGAACCUGAUGUUCAUAAUCUGAGAAAAGACAGUGACAAGAAGCACUCUGGAGAUCAUGAGACAACCAAACCAGCUCCACAUGUGUCACAAGGGCCUCGUUCUAGACCAUAUCAUCAGCAUGAUGACCGUCGUAGUGCUGGGAAAGAUGACAGAAGAGGAACAUCUGAGAGAGGAUCGUGGAGAAGUUCAAGAGAUCAGAGUUAUCGAAGAGCUGGAGAUGAUGACAAGUCACAGUAUCGUAAAGAUGAAGACAAAAGCACGAGGCGACAUGAUAGGCUCCAUGAGAGUGAAGACACCCAAGGAGCACUCUCUAGGAAAAGACCGGCCUUCAGGGAGAAGAAGAUUCCCGAGAACACUGGGAAUGACACAGACAGAAAAAGAGCUGAAGAGGCAAAAGACACAAAUCUAAACAGUCGCAGAGAGAACGAGAGAAACUGGAGGAGCAAUAUGGAUUCAGAAAGACAUGAGAGACCAGCAGCAGGAAGAGACAGAGUGUGGAACAGAGAUGAUGAUCAAAGAGGUGCGGGAAGCAGGCAAAGUUAUCGACUUGAUAGAGACAGAUUCAGUAGAAAUGGACAAAGUGGGUUUCAUGGAAGCGGGACAAGGUACGAGAAGAGAUGGGACCAUGACUUGUUCGAAGAGGCCAACAAGAGUCCGGCUAAAGCCAACGAGGAAGAACAGAUUGCAAAAGUUGAAGCUUUGUUAGCUUCUUAAAGCACAUGUUAUGCUUCGUUCCUUGGUGUGGAUUUGCCUAUUAACCUUUUAAUGUCUCAGUUUGCAAAUGUAGAAGAUGAUUUCUGAGUUUAUAUAAUGAACCUCUGUUCUAUUUGUCCAACAAA
Messenger RNA from Eutrema salsugineum, 1087 nucleotides. RefSeq lists its product as uncharacterized. Lineage: Eukaryota; Viridiplantae; Streptophyta; Magnoliopsida; Brassicales; Brassicaceae. The transcript has 4 exons. The record is from RefSeq and is a predicted model, not a curated record. The coding region runs from base 60 to 962 and encodes 300 amino acids.